AUGGGACCGAUCGAUCCGCUUUUUCGUAUUUACCAACCGCGGUAAAAACAAAAUCAAGAGUGAGAGAAUUAAUAAGGAAAGAUGGAUCCAGGUGCCACUGUCAAAGAAGUGUUUUCAAAAUGUCAGCAUUCAACGCAGAAUAAAGCGCAGCUCCAGAAAGAGCUGUUGGCAUGCCACGAUAAGAUGGGAGAUGAUAACUUUUAUAAGGAUUUUAUUCAUCACUUGAAGUAUUUGAUGAUAGUCUACGAACAGGAACCAGCUGUGGAGAGGAGUAUCGACUUUGUAACAGAGUUUAUUGCAUCGUUUCAUCCAAGCAAGAAGGACAUAAGUGAAGACAAAAGUGAAGAGUCAAGUGGAGAUGAAAUGCAUCCAUUCAUUCUAAAGUUUUUCAAUUUCCUUCUCAAGUCUCAUGGUGCGCGUGAUCGGGCCGUGCGUAUGCGUUCAUGCCAGAUCAUCAACAAGCUGCUGAACAACCUUGGCGAUGCACAGAUUGAUGACGAGCUAUUUGAGGGCAUCUAUCGAGCAAUGUUGGAGCGUGUCAAGGACAAGUAUCCGGUUGUAAGGGUGCAAGCUGUGACCGCACUCAUCAGACUGCAGGACCCCAGUGACACCGGUUGUCCUAUAAUCGCAGCGUAUAUAUUUCUGCUUGAGAGAGACCCGAACGCACAGGUGCGCAGAACUGUUCUCUCUGCUAUAGCUACAUCGAAGAAGACAGCGCCUGUUAUCAUUGGCAGAACUCAGGACGUGAGCACUGUCGUAAGGAAGCAUGCAUAUAAGGUGUUGGCAGAAAAGGUUCAUAUUAGAGGACUACCUAUUGCGAAGAGAGUUAAACUCUUAAAAAGAGGACUCUGUGAUAGAUCAAGUGCGGUGAAGGAGGCGUGCUCACAAGGGCUCCUACAGAGCUGGCUGCGCAUGUGCAACGACAGCGUCGUUGACCUUCUGCGCUGCCUGGACGUCGAGAAUUCCUGCGAGGCAACCGAGCUCAUCAUGAAGAACCUACUGGGUGACGUACCGGCCAAGGAGCUCGCUGAGAAGUUUCUACCGCUGCUUAACGAAAGCCUGGUGAUCGAAGAGGCUAACCUCAAUAGUGAAGUUGCCACCUACUGGCAGUGUGUGUGUUCACACCUCAAGUCCCUGGGCGUGACCGGAGAGGAGCAGAUGGAACGACUUCUGCCUGACCUAACUCAGUUCUGCAACUACAUGCGGCAGUACGUUCUAGCUGAACGCGCAGAGCGUUCGGUGGAAGAUACACUACAGCAAUCCUACAUAUCGCAGCAGCUGCUUACGAUUCUGUCUCUGUAUGACUGCAGUGACGAAGCCGGCAGGAAGGUGCUGUGCGCUCUUGUCGACGAGCUGCUGGUGUCGCCGGCGACCGACGCCACGCUCGUCAAGGGUCUGAUGAGUCAGCUGUGCGUGCUGCGCGGCGAUGACGCGGCGCGCGUGCAGUACGUCGUCGAGCUGAUCGCCGACGUGCGGCAGCCGAUCGCUUCCGCACCCGCCUGCCGCAUGUCCGAGAACGAGCAGCGAGAGCGCGACCUGAAGGUUGCCAAGUUGCGUGUCAUGUUGAUGGAACGUAGAGACGAGCUGGAGGACAGCAUUAAAGAGCAAGACUUCGUACGAGCUGCUCAGCUAAAAGAAGAUAUCUCAGAACUUGAGCAGCAAAAGGAAGAUCUCCUUGACCAACCAUCAAUUGAUUCUCAAGAGACACAAAUGGAAAAGGAUGAUGAAGCUACACUAAUGAAAGCACUUACCAUGGCAAAGGAACUCUUACAAAAGGUUACCAUCAGCACACUGACUCCUGCCAUGCACUCACUCUUGCAGACCUUGAUUUUACCAGCUGUACAGAGUGAGGACCCAGCACUAAGGCAGUUGGCUGUGGAGUGCCUUGGGCUGUGCUGUUUAAUAAGCAAGGAACUGGCAAGAACUCACCUGUUACUCUUCAUACAGAUAUUGCAGCUCGAUCAGGAAGCGUUGCAGGUGGCAGCACUGCAUGCCGUAUUUGAUCUCAUCCUGACGUAUGGCCUUGAGUCCUUCUGUGCGACUGGAAAGACCGAUGGCGAUAAGCGUGAUUCUGUAGAGGGCGCACAGCGUGUCGAUCUCGGGUUCGACGAUACUAGUGAGCGAGCGGUUUCGCCAGAUGCGGCGAGUGAAUCGCAGCUUGGUUCAGAUGGAGUUCCUGUGGAUACUGCCACCAGCAUCAUAUGCAUUCUCUCUGAGCUUCUCAACAGUGAGAACCUGGAGAUAAGAACGCUCACUGCGGAGGGCAUGGCGAAGUUGAUGUUGACGGGCAGGGUGACGUCACCCAAGCUGCUGUCACACCUGCUGCUGCUCUGGUACAACCCAGUGACAGAGGAUGACACGUUACUGAGGCAGUGCCUUGGUGCUUUUUUGCCUGUCUUUGCAUUUGCCAGCAGAGCUAAUCAAGAGUGCGUAGCGGAGGCAUUCCUGCCCACACUACAGACCCUGUUUGACGCUCCGCUCUCGAGUCCCCUUGCCGAGGUGAAUGACACCAACGUUGCAAAGCUAAUGGUGGAUCUCACAUGUUCAUACUACCUCAGCGAAGCGGCGAAACGAGGCGUAGACGCUGCUGCGGACUCCAUUCAUGACACGCUGGCAGUGAAGAUAUGCAACCAGAUACUCAGUGACCCCGAAUCGUUUGGUACGCUGACGCUAUGUAAGGCCCUCGGCUACCUUGACCUGAAUAGCAAUGCAAGCAGCGUGGCAAACGACCUGAAAGUGUUAGCCGAAGAUAUGCUCAAUGUGGUGAGUGGCAGACAAUGCCUGCGGUUGCUCGAAAAAUUCUCUUCGGUCGUCAGCAAGUCUUCCCAGACGAACGCUGAAGACGAGGGCGAUGACAAGAGUGAUGGUCAAUUGACAACCGGCGCCGACUGUCACAAUGAAGAAGAGGCUGAUGAUCGUCUACAGGGGAUGAAUACCGAUGCUGCUGUCACCAUUGUGCCGGAGAGUCCGGAUUCAGAGCGUGCUACUAACGACAACAAUAAUCAUGAGGAUGAUGUUGAUGAUGAUGACGAGGGUAGUGGUGACGAUGCUGCUGCUGCUGAUGAUGAUAAUGAUUAUGAUGAUGAUGAUGAUGAUGAUGAUGAUAGUGAUAGCAGUAUACAUGACCGGUAGAUUUGCAUGAAUGACAAUGUAAUGGCUACAUUUAUGAAAAACAAACGUGUGGACACUGUUUGUUAUUUUUGCCCAGUAUAAUCUCUUGCUGUGCUGAAAGAAGAACAAGUAGAAUAGUAAGAUAGCCAGAAGCUUUCACAUUUAGGAAAAUAUCAGUAUGAAUUGGUAUUCUUUUCGUAUUGUGAUGUUCUCUGAACUGACAUUUGGACCUGAACGAAAACUGCUAGCUAUCUUCCCACCUUCUAUUACAAGUCAGCUUUACCUAUAGUUUAUGUACUCGUUUAUGGCAUGUUUUUUGUUUCAUAAUUCGAUUUUUGUUUUCUGGUUAAUUUUAUCACUUAUAACAUUCGAUUUAU
Molecule: messenger RNA, 3488 nt
Organism: Priapulus caudatus
Lineage: Eukaryota; Metazoa; Priapulida; Priapulimorpha; Priapulimorphida; Priapulidae
Product: condensin complex subunit 3-like
Exons: 18
Coding region: 82-3132 (1016 amino acids)
Biological process (GO): mitotic chromosome condensation
Cellular component (GO): condensed chromosome; condensin complex
Source: RefSeq, a predicted model, not a curated record